UUUGCAACUUUCACAUGUAUAAGGCGAAUUUUCAAGGUUACGAUAAAUAUCCAGCUGUCAAUCCAAAGAAAAGGUCGAAAUUGUUUUAACACGUGGCCCUGUCAAUUUAUUGAAACAGUCAAUUGCAAUAAAAAAGCACAGGGAAUUAGGUUCAAUGAACAGAUGGCAAACUAUUUGAAGCCGGUUGCUGCAGUUUUGGUGCCAAAUAUUGGUGGGUUCUUGUCUGGGUAUUUCACCAGGAGUGAAGUCAGGCCUACAACAACUGGCCAGCUUACUUGGUAUCAGGCAUUGAAAAAGCCCUCUUUCCAGCCACCCAACUGGAUAUUUGCCCCCGUCUGGACAACCCUCUACUCUACAAUGGGCUAUGCCUCCUACAUGAUCUUUAGGGAUGGGGGUGGGUUUGGGGGUAAGGCAGCCCUGCCCCUUGCAGUGUACGGUGCUCACCUGGCCCUAAACUUUGCCUGGUCGCCAUUGUUCUUCAAGGCGCACAACCUGGGAUUGGCAUUUGCUGGGAUCGUAGCACUGUGGGGCUCAGUUGUUGCCACUAUUGUCUCAUUCCAUGGUGUAAAUGUCAACGCCGCCUACAUAAUGCUGCCAUACUUGGGAUGGGUCAGCUUUGCAUCCUUCCUCAACUUCACAUUGUGGAGAAUGAACAAGGACCGAACGGACUAGAGUGUGCCUUUAAAUGUAUUGCUUCUAUCUGUAGAUUGCCCGAAAAAAAACUGUAGACUGUACCUUUAGAGAUAUUCCUCCUAUAAACAGUUAAUAAGCGUUCUGCAAGUCUUGUUCAAGCAACAAUUAACAAGAAAAACACUAAUUGUGUUACAAAUGUGAACAAUGUGAAACCACAGCUUAGACAACUCGUUACUUUCUUUCUCAACUAUGUCAGUAUAUAAAUAUUUGUCUCAUAAUUGACAUAAGCAUUUUGGAAAAGCCAACAUUGAAUAAACAUCUUUGAGACUUGGAAGUACUUUAUAUAUAUUUAGGAUUUUCGUGUAUUUAAUUGUUCAUAGGGGUGCAAAAACAUUUAUUCCAUUGGUUUAGAACAAUAAUUUUAAGGAUAAAAGCUCUUUACAUCAAAGGUAAUAUUUAGUUAUUUUCUCCAUGGCAUAUUGCUUUAGCAGUGAUUUCUUGCAAUUCAAAUUGUGUUGAAUUAGCUUGAGCCAUGUAUCAUACUAAAUUUUAUCAAAAUAAAUUUUGUUUUAUGUUGUAACUUUUGCUGAAUGUGUAGGUCUGAGAAUUGUGUUUUUUUUUGUCAAGACCACUCAUUGAUUCCACAAAGAAGUUUUGUAAGACUUUCAGAUUUUGUCUAUUUGAAAUAUUAAUCUAGUCAAUCUUUGUAAAAGAUUUAUUCUUAUUAUGAAUGUAUAAAAAUGACUUAUGGCAAGUUUAAACCAUGUUUCUUUUUUUUUUAAUCAUGGUAAGCAUGAUCUACUUGAUAGAAUCACACCUAUUGAUUUAUUAUGUACAUAAUCAAAAGCAGGAGCAUAUGCUUAGUAAGUAAGUAGUUUUUUUUUUUAUUAUUCAUAAUGCUCUUAUUUGUUGGUAUCCUUAAAAAAUAUGUAUUAUCAUGUUUUAACAGAUGUUACCUUGCUGGUGCAACUAUGAAAAGGAUUAAGACCCAAAUCCUAUGAAGUUGCUAUGUAAAUUGUUUUGAAUUGAUAAUAUUCAAUGUUAAUGUAACAAUGACAGUGAACAUACCUUUAUUGAGUAAUUGUAUCUGGCUUCAUUUUUUGUAACAAGUUGUGAUUUUAUUACAAAGCGUUCCAUUUUUGGUGCUCUUUUCUAUUGAUAUUAUUUAUUUGUUUUUAUUUGUUAUAAGUAUAUUUGGGAAGCGAUGUUUGUGUUCAAUAAUUGUAUGAAUAAUUUAUCAGUAUAUGAACCGACUCAUGAGGUGGAGUACAACCCAAUUCACAGUGAAUUUGAUAAAAUGAACAAGUUUCAUAUGGAAAAUUUCAUACUCAAAUAUGACGCAAUGUUUACUUUCAUAAGUAGAAGAAGGUUAAUAAAUUUAUAGGUUUUUGUGCAUUCAGUCAUAUAAGGUUUUAAUAUUAUGUUGGGUAAAUUCAGGUGAUACCUUAUACUCUCGGAUUGUUGAGAUAUGGAUAGUAUCUAUUUAUAUUGAAGAGUUAAAAUACUAUAUUGCUUUUAAUCGGCACUACAAUUUUCUAAGCAUAACAUUGUUGAAUUGGUGUAGGUCUGUGCAAAAUAAUCUGACCCUGUUUAUGCGGUUUUUCAUUAUGUGUCGCUUUGUGUAUGUGCAAUAGAUGGAUAUUAUUGUAAGAAGGUGCAGGCUUAUUGUAACAAUUAAAAUGAGACUCUAAGAAUAUGUUGAGCUAUGAUCAGUAUUCAAGAUAAUAGGAUUUUUGGGCAUUGUUACUUAAUAUCGUUAUACAUAGCUGUUAAAUGAUGCUGCUUGUUGCUUUAAUAUGUAAGAAACGUACUAUUUGUAGGUUUUAGUGUAAGGCAUCAAUUAAUUUAACUAGUGGCUUUUCAGUACAUGUUUUUAUUCUCCAAUCAUUCCUUUUAUAGCAUAUUUGAACAAUUGCUCUAAAUAUUUUUUUAAUUACAUACCACUUGCAUUGCCCUCUCCUAUUAAGGAAAAAUGUAUUCCGUAAAAUCAUAUGUUAUUUUAUUUUGAGGGAGAUAAAAAUCUACUUUAUCCAAUCGACAAAAAUGUGCAAACUAUAUCAGAUUAUAUUUACGGCUUUAUUAAAUAUUUAGUAAAGGUCUCUUGUUGCAACUUAUAUUAUUAGCAGAAAAACUACUACACACUUAAAGGUCAUUAUAAAAUAAUAUGUUAUAAAAAAGAGUAGAAUAUGCUUGUCAUUAUACAUGUGUAUUACACUUGGUUGUGAAAUUGGCUUUUACAUGCUUCAAUAAUGCACAAGAUGUAGUAAAUAUAUCACAAUAAAUAUUGAAAUCAA
Molecule: messenger RNA, 2927 nt
Organism: Dreissena polymorpha
Lineage: Eukaryota; Metazoa; Mollusca; Bivalvia; Myida; Dreissenidae
Product: translocator protein-like
Exons: 5
Coding region: 163-672 (169 amino acids)
Cellular component (GO): mitochondrial outer membrane
Source: RefSeq, a predicted model, not a curated record